AUGUCUCACACAAUCGUUUUAUUACAAACCACCAUGGGAAAAUCAAGUCGUACCUUUAUGGAUUACGAAUCUGUAAACCAAGCUAUUGAAGGUAUUUGUAAUAUGUAUGAACAAAGACUUAAACAAGAACGUCCAAAUCAGAAAAAUAUUACCUAUGACAUUUCUCAAUUAUUUAAAUUUAUAGAUAGUUUAGCCGAUUUAUCAUGUUUGGUAUACACAUCUCAUAUCAACGCUUACACACCAUACAACAAAGAAUGGAUAAAAACUAAAAUCAUCAACCAUCUCCAAAAAUUAGCUCAAUAA
Molecule: messenger RNA, 303 nt
Organism: Dictyostelium discoideum AX4
Lineage: Eukaryota; Evosea; Eumycetozoa; Dictyosteliales; Dictyosteliaceae
Gene: erh
Product: enhancer of rudimentary family protein
Exons: 4
Coding region: 1-303 (100 amino acids)
Source: RefSeq, a predicted model, not a curated record